AUGGCUGCUACGGCGGCAAUUGCCAUUGCAGCACCUGGGACAUCGCCCUCCCAGCAGAUCAGGUCCUCUUCCUCGCCUCUGUCGAUCAGUGACCUGCCCCUCACAGCCUACCUCGCUCCCUCUCAGGGCCAUUUCGACGAGCAUGGUCCGCUGGGCAAGCAGGGCGUCGUCUCCUCCGAAGUCGACCUCUGCUCCAAUGUGGGAGCAGACAUGCUCCUUGCAGGUGGGUCAGCGGCAGAUGCAGUCAUUUCCACGGCCCUCUGUGUCGGAUCCAUCGACUCCUUCCACUCCGGCAUCGGCGGAGGCGGCCACAUCCUCGUCCGGUCCGGCAAGGGCAAAGUGACCCACAUCGAUAUGAGGGAGACGAUGCCGGCAGCAGGAUACGUCGACAUCUUUGUAGACCACGGCGCAAACUCGUCCAUCCUGGGUGGACUCGCAGUGGGUGUACCGGGCGAGAUCCGAGGAUGGGAGAAGCUUCAUGAGAAGUAUGGCAAGCUGCCCUGGAAGGAGCUCUUCCAACCGGCCAUCACGAUCAACAAGAAAGGUUUCAAGGUGCCCAAUCAGCUCGCUACUGCUAUUGCAGAGUCUAAAGCCUACGUCUGCGAUGGCAGCUACUUUGCAGAGAGCUACUGUCCCAAUGGCACAAUCGCCGUUGAAGGACAAACUAUCACGCGGCCUCGUUACGCCAAAGCACUCACUCUGAUCGCUGAGCGGGGGCCUUCGGCCUUCUACCAGGGCACUCUCGCGAACAGCACCAUCUCUGCUGUCCAGUCCUCCGGCGGCAUUAUGACACUGGAGGAUUUGGAGGGCUACCAGGCCAUCGAGAGGACCCCAGUCAAGGUCGAAUUCAAUGGCUACCAGCUUUACGCUACCUCGGCACCUUCCAGCGGAGCCGUUGUGCUGAGCGCUUUGCAGACUCUCAACCAGUACGACGAUCGAGAGACGGCAGGGUACGACCUUAUCACACAUCGUCUGAUCGAGGCUACAAAAUUCGGCUACGGAGAGCGUACCAACUAUGCCGACCCUGCCUAUGUCAAGAACGUGACCCGGCUACAGUCCGAAUACCUCAAGGUCUCUCGUGCACGAGCAAAGCGCGAUCUCAUCAAGGACAAUGCCGUACGUGCCGCCAGUGUCUACGAUCCUAGCAACAGUGCCAUCCUCAACGACGCCGGUACCUCCCAAAUCGUCGCUGCCGAUGCCUCUGGCCUGACCAUCACCCUGACCACGACGGUCAACACGUACUUUGGGAGCAAGGUGAUGACCGACUACGGCAUCAUCCUCAACAACGAGAUGGACGACUUUUCUUCUCCCGCUUCCACCAACUCCUUUGGCUACGCUCCCUCUGAGGCCAACUACGUCGCGGGCGGUAAGCGGCCCCUCUCGUCGAUUGCAGCGCUCAUUGCCGAGGAUGCCCAGGGCAAUCUGAAGCUCGCGACAGGCUCAGCCGGGGGUUCGCGCAUCAUCACCGCAAUCAUCCAAAACACCUACCACGUCCUCCAGUCCGGGAUGGACAUCCAAAGCGCUCUCGACCAACCCCGCUGGCACAACCAGCUCAGUCCCGACGUGACCAAUUUGGAGUGGGCAGCUCCUGCAGACGGGAUCAGUGAGGCGCAGGCCGUGGGAGCGAAAGCCUGGAGGGGGUUCAGCAACAGCACGGCCGACUUCCUGAAGAGCGUAGGGCACAACGUCACAUUCGUUGUGCCUGGGUCGAGCACGGCGCAGGGCUUGGAGUACUACCAUAAGCAGGGCCUCUUCUACGGUGGAGCGGAGGUGAGGCAGAUUGCUGCUGCUGCCGCUGCCGUAUAA
Microstroma glucosiphilum is the source of this 1806-nucleotide messenger RNA. RefSeq names its product gamma-glutamyltranspeptidase. The record is from RefSeq and is a predicted model, not a curated record. The transcript has 3 exons. Gene Ontology annotation, molecular function: glutathione gamma-glutamate hydrolase. Bases 1 to 1806 code for a protein of 601 amino acids. Lineage: Eukaryota; Fungi; Basidiomycota; Exobasidiomycetes; Microstromatales; Microstromataceae. Gene Ontology annotation, biological process: glutathione catabolic process. Gene Ontology annotation, cellular component: plasma membrane.